GUCAGUCCCACAGCGUUGCGCUCCUCACAACCCUGCAGCGGCACUGGCACCAGCACGCAGCACUGCACCACACGCCGCCACCCCGCCCACCCGCCAUGUGAGCAGACCGUCGACAUCACCAGCCCAGCCCAGCCCCACCGCCAUCCGCAAACUCAGGCUCACCACCAGCACACACACACACACACACAUCCACUGCACAAGAUCCAUUCACCAACCAGACACAAUAUGAAGGACUGCUCCUGAACACACCCAGAACUCAAACAAGAAGGAUAAAUCUCCUCAAGGAGAAGGAAACCACCAAUCCAAGACUAACCGGGAAGACAGUGUGAGGAGGAGGGACCCCCCUGACGGCAACUGUACAGUAAAGGCCCCACCCCAGGGUGUUGAGGACAAUGCAGGAAGCCAAGGAUCAAGGAGCGGGUAGUCCGGCCGUGACCGGCCGCGCUGGGAGUCCGCGCACGUUCGGGGGGCUUCAGCGAGGCUUCUUGUUGCGGAGGCUGGAGCCACGGGUCAGCGGGAGACCCCUGGGUCGGGGCAGCCGCCCGCACUCGGACACCGAGCUGCCCCAGAGUCUCCGUGACCCCACGCCCACCGCCGGGACCCAGCCAGUGGCCCAAUCCCAGACCCACGCCACCACGGAACAGAGGAGCAAGGUCAAGCUGAAAUGCAAGAACGUCUUCAAACUGCAGCAGGGAGUGAGUGACCACCUGGACGAGAUGAUGACCAUGGACUGGGGCCACCCAGACGUGACGGCUGCCAUCAGCAGACACCCCCGGCUGCCGCAGCAGAUGCGGGACCCCCACUUUGCGCAGACCAUGCGUUGGCUGCAGGACGACCCCGAGGGCUUCAUGCAGCACUUUGAGGAGAGCGACGAGGAGAUGAUCUUCGUCAAGGACCUGCUGGAGAUCAUUGGGGACAUUCUGCAGGCGCGGGGCAGCCAGGGUUCGGUCCGCAGCUUUGUCCAGUCGCUGGGUCUGGGGGCGCAGGAAGAGGCUCAGCUCAACUCCAUCGCCGAGCACCCCGACAUCCGCGGCAUCAUCAGUGACCCGCUCUUCCAGGACACACUGAGUGAGAUGAGCAAAGACCCGAGCCAGGCCGAGCGGUUGCUGCAGUCCAAGGACGCGCGGUUCCGGGCCGGGUUGACCACUCUGCUGUCGGCCGGAGUGCUGGACAUCCUGCUGGCUGACCGCAGCCCCAGCCCGGCCAGAGAGACAGACAGCAGCCACAGCGACUGACCAGACCCGCGGGGGGUGGGGGAGGGGAGAGGGGGGAGCAGGACAACAGGGAACCCGGCCCCCCCCCAAAAAAAAAUAAACCCUGUAACUGAACCCA
This is a messenger RNA of Leucoraja erinaceus (little skate), 1332 nucleotides long. RefSeq lists its product as uncharacterized. NCBI's taxonomy places the organism in Eukaryota, Metazoa, Chordata, Chondrichthyes, Rajiformes, Rajidae. The coding region runs from base 393 to 1235 and encodes 280 amino acids. The transcript has 8 exons. The record is from RefSeq and is a predicted model, not a curated record.